AUGUCGUCCAGCAAGCCGUUAACUCUUGCCAGCUCUGAUGGAGAGGAGAUCGUCGUUGAUCGAGAUGUCGCGGAGAGAUCAAUCCUGAUCAAGAACAUGGUUGGCGAUCUUGGAGAGGACGCCAUGGAGGAAGCCAUUCCCAUCCCCAACGUCAACUCUGCGGUCCUCAAGAAAGUCAUCGAAUGGUGCACCCAUCACAAGCAUGACCCUCCUUCCACCAACGAAGAUGACUCAGAUUCGCGCAAGAAAUCUACGGAUAUCGACGAAUGGGACCAAAAGUUCAUGCAAGUUGAUCAAGAGAUGCUCUUCGAGAUUAUUCUGGCUGCCAACUACCUCGAUAUCAAGGCCUUGCUUGAUGUCGGCUGCAAGACGGUUGCCAACAUGAUCAAGGGCAAGUCGCCGGAGGAGAUUCGCAAAACGUUCAACAUUCAAAACGAUUUCACUCCCGAGGAAGAAGAUCAGAUCCGUCGCGAAAACGAAUGGGCCGAGGAGUAA
Molecule: messenger RNA, 495 nt
Organism: Capronia coronata CBS 617.96
Lineage: Eukaryota; Fungi; Ascomycota; Eurotiomycetes; Chaetothyriales; Herpotrichiellaceae
Product: E3 ubiquitin ligase complex SCF subunit sconC
Exons: 3
Coding region: 1-495 (164 amino acids)
Biological process (GO): SCF-dependent proteasomal ubiquitin-dependent protein catabolic process; mitotic cell cycle
Cellular component (GO): nucleus; cytoplasm
Molecular function (GO): cullin family protein binding
Source: RefSeq, a predicted model, not a curated record